AGCUGAUCAUGCAUCUGCUGUGCAACAAUCCACAUGUACAAAGCAAAUCUAGAUUAUUCCCCGAAGAAAUUUCUGUAUUUCGACAAUUUUCACAAAUCGUCUUUCGAAUCCCAUCCAUGAUCUGACAAUCUCCUGAUACCUAAUCAAACCAUGACAACAAGUACAGAAACCCCAGAAGAUAUCUCUAAUUCCCCAAAUUCAGAAUUUCGAGAUGAAAAACCAGCAAUCGCCGAACUCGAAACCCCAAGCACCACUCCCCCAGAUGAAGAAAUCCAAAUCUCAAAAGAACUCGAUCAACUCAUUACCAAGAAAUUCGAUCGACACAUCGUUCCUUGGCUAUUUGGCCUAUGGCUCUUGGCUUUCAUCGAUCGCUCCAACAUUGGCAAUGCGAAAAUCGAUGGAUUAGCUGCCGAUUUGGAUAUUCUGACAGGAACCAAAUUCAACAUCGCGCUCGCUAUCUUCUACGUGCCAUACAUAUGCGUGGAUAUCCCCUCAAACUGGCUCGUCAAGCGCAUAGGCGCAGGCUACUACCUCCCCGCCCUAAUCAUAGGCUGGGGCCUCAUAAGUCUCUGCAUCGGCUUUGUUACCACCUGGAAAUCCCUGCUCGUCGCGCGAUUUUUCCUCGGUCUCAUGGAAGGCGGUCUUCUAGGCGGCAUAAUCAUCUACCUCGCCAUGUUUUACCGUCGUCACCAACUGAUGCGACGGAUUGGACUCUUCUACUGCGCUGCGCCUCUAUCCGGUGCCUUUGGAGGUCUCCUCGCUACGGGCCUCUCGGAAAUAAAAACAAAGAGGUAUAACGGAUGGCCAUUCAUAUUCUUCGUCGAAGGCGGAAUCACGCUUCUCUUCGGCAUUGUGACGAUUUUCUUCCUGCCCCAUACCCCUUCACAUUCGACAUUCCUCACGGAAGAACAACGCUACCUCGCAAUCCAUCGCAUGAAGCUCGAUUACCGCGGGGCGUCGCCCGUGGCCAAUAUAGAUAAUGAGAAAUUUGACUGGCACUGGGUGAAGCUCGCCGUGUUCAAUUGGAACACGUGGUUACUUUCUUUGAAUUUUUUUGCCGUCAUCACGCCCAUCUAUUCGUUUUCGCUCUUCUUACCGACUAUCAUCACUGCGUUGGGGUAUACGAGGGUAAAUGCAAACCUCCUAACGGUCCCCCCAAACAUGACUGCCUUCCUCAGCGUAAUCCUCGUCACUUCUCUCUCAGAUCACUUCAAGCGUCGCGGUCUCUUGAUGCUCAUUUGUGCCAGCAUCGCCAUCAUCGGUUAUGUGAUGCUCAUUGCAACCUCGAGACCUCACGUCCAAUAUGGAGGUACAUUUCUGGUUGCCGCGGGAAGUUUUGCUUGUCCGCCUGUUGUUAUGGGCUGGCUAGCAAACAACACCUCACCCCACUACGUACGGGCCUCGGCAUCCGGUCUCCAAAUCGGCCUCGCCAACAUCGCCGCCUUCAUCGCAACAUUUACCUACAUCGCCGCCGACGCCCCGCGCUAUAUCACCGGCCACGCCAUCAAUCUCGGUAUGUUGGGUUUGUGUUUGAUCGUGACGAGUAUCACAAUGGGGUAUUGUAAGUGGGAGAAUGGGAAGCGGGAGCGGGGGGAGAGGGAUGGGAGGUUGUUGGAGGGGAAUACGGAGAUGUUGGGGCAUAGACAUCCGGAGUUUAGGUAUACUGUUUGA
Molecule: messenger RNA, 1671 nt
Organism: Botrytis sinoallii
Lineage: Eukaryota; Fungi; Ascomycota; Leotiomycetes; Helotiales; Sclerotiniaceae
Exons: 4
Coding region: 151-1671 (506 amino acids)
Biological process (GO): transmembrane transport
Cellular component (GO): membrane
Molecular function (GO): transmembrane transporter activity
Source: RefSeq, a predicted model, not a curated record